Messenger RNA from Ceraceosorus bombacis, 393 nucleotides. Lineage: Eukaryota; Fungi; Basidiomycota; Exobasidiomycetes; Ceraceosorales; Ceraceosoraceae. The record is from the annotation of a GenBank genome assembly.
AUGGCUGCUGGACGGUCCGCGGGUCUCGAUGCAGAGGCGACGGACCCACUGCUCGAUGCGGUUCAGAGGGUCACCACAGCGAUGAGGACGUACAUGUCCCUGAUGCCGCCCAGAGAGCCACCAACAGCAUGGCAAUCGGACCCAUCGACGCUUCACGACUUUCUCUUUCAGCUCGAGUUGAUAUUCCAAAGAGAUGGCAUCGACGACGAUACGAGACGGAUCGCUUAUGCGCUCAGUCGGACCAGCGGACCUGCUAGGGAUACGGCUUUUCAAGCCCUUGCCAAUUGCGGCAGUUACAGUGUCGGACAGACAGCUAGCGAAGUCACGCCGGAAUGGCUGAAGACUUGGGACGCCUUUGCGGGCAGGCUCUGCAUCGAUUUUGGACCGAGAUAG